UUCCCUUCUUCUUCCUUCAACUCUCUAUAUUUGUAAGUGUUGUUUCAAUGGGGUAUCACAACAGGCUUAGAAUCGUCUCCGGAAUUUUAAAAGACAAGGGUUCAUUAAUCAAAACAACUUUAUCAACGAAGCGCCACAAAGCUUCCGCUCGUCGCGUCAUUCUACGCGCUACCACCCACGGCUCCUCUGUUCCCCCAUCAGAUCACCGAAUCGCCGCCGUUAUAGGCCUCGGUCAUGGCUCACGUUUCACAGCAUGCACUUGUAUACAAGCUGUCAUGGACCGUCUACACCGCACCAAAGAUUCAUCGGUCGCUCUCAAAUGUCUCUACACAAUCCAUAACAUAAUAAACAAAGGUUCCUUCAUCUUGAAAGAUCAGCUUGCGAUUUACCCUUCUUCCGGUGGCCGGAAUUUUCUCAACUUGUCGACGUUCCGAGACGGUUCCGAUUCAGAGACAUGCGAAAUGUCGGCAUGGGUCCGAUGGUACGCCGGAAUCUUGGAACAAAAUUUGAUGGUCUCGAGGGUCUUAGGUUAUCACCUUAACUCACCACGAUCCAAGAACGAAAUCAUAGGGUUUUUGAACUCGGAUUUACUAAAGGAACUUGAUGUUCUUGUUAAUUUUGCCGAUUAUUUGGGUAAUGUACCGGCCGAUUCACUUUAUCUUCAACGAAAGAGCUUGGUACACGAGAUUGUGAGAUUGGUUAGCGAAGAUUAUAGAUCAGUACAACGUGAAACCUUCGUCCGAGUUACGGAACUCGGAGCGAGGAUGGUGAGUUUGAGUUGGAGUGAGUGUACUGAGUUCCUGAGUUGUAUAGACAGGUUCGAGGGUUGCAAGGAGAGGAUAGCUGUGUUGUUGGUGAACAGGAACAGGAACGAUGAUUUGUGGGGUUUAAUAAAGGAGACGAAGGCGAACCUUGUGGCGGCGAUUGAAAAGAAGGAGAAUGAAGGGAAAAUGGUGGUGGUUGCAACGGCGGACAAUGAGUCGAACAAAUUGACUCGGUUUAGCCAGUUGUUUCGGUUGGCGCCUAGUGGGCGGUGGGUUGAGUUUUGACCGAGUCACUACCUAAACUGUUUUUAGCCGUUGUUUGAAACUUUCCCUUUGAAUGGUGUACAUAAUCAUUUGAGGUUCUUUUAAUUAUUGUAAAGUUUUUUUAAAUA
Gossypium raimondii (Peruvian cotton) is the source of this 1156-nucleotide messenger RNA. Its product is annotated as putative clathrin assembly protein At4g40080. The record is from RefSeq and is a predicted model, not a curated record. Lineage: Eukaryota; Viridiplantae; Streptophyta; Magnoliopsida; Malvales; Malvaceae. The coding region runs from base 48 to 1049 and encodes 333 amino acids. Gene Ontology annotation, cellular component: clathrin-coated pit; clathrin-coated vesicle. Gene Ontology annotation, molecular function: clathrin heavy chain binding; phosphatidylinositol-4,5-bisphosphate binding; SNARE binding. Gene Ontology annotation, biological process: clathrin coat assembly; vesicle budding from membrane; clathrin-dependent endocytosis. The transcript has a single exon.